CGGUCCCAUGGAGACCCCCAUGCGGCCCUCGCUCUGGAGGGGGGUGAUCUCUGGAGUCAUCCGGGAUGGAUGGGGAGCCCCCAUCUGACCCCCAUCCCCGACCCGGUACAGAGUGCACCCCGUGCCCCUUGCAGUGGGGGGGAUGGCCCGUGCGACCCUCGCCCCUUUUGGGGAGCGGUCUGGGCUCUGGGUCCCCCCACUGUGGCUGGGGAGCCCACCAGCCUGACCCCCAUUCCCACCCCGCUUCCAUAGAGACCCCAGUGAGACCCUUGUCCCCGUUGCGGGAGGUGGUCUCUGGGUUCCCCUGCGAUGGAUGGGGAGCCCCAGCCUGGCCCCCCUCCCGGGCGUGGGUUGGCAUAGGAAGGCACCGUGGGCAGCCCUUGUGGGGGGCGGUGGCUGGAUGUGCCUCCCAGCCACAUCAGUGCCUGGGCACAGGCUGGGCCCAGGGUUCGUGGCUCCUGGGAGCCCCUGGAGCGCCCAGCCCAGCGGGGCCUGUCCUUGCUGCGGGGCCGUGCUGAGCAGUGGCAGCAAACAGCCCUGGCACCCUCUGCCCCAAAGCUCUGCCCUGGCACCUGCCCAGGCUUGGCUCUCCCUGUGUCCCCAGGGGCUCGGCCUUUAUGGUGUUGUCACCACGUGCAGGGGCAAAGUCUGUGGGGCUCAGCAGCUCUUGCUCUGUGAUCUGGCCAGUCCUUCUGACAGCCUUCCCCCUGUGUGUGGGGGGGUCUGGAGCCUCCUCAGGGCCUGGUGGAUGUAUGUAUCCCUGGACACCAUGUGCUGCUCUUGAGGAUCUGGCCCCAUGAGAGAAAGGUGCAGCCCCAUGGGGCUGAAGCUGCCUUGGGCUGCUGCGGGAGGCCCCACUCUGUGGAAGCCUCCCCAUGUGGGCAGUGUAGCUGUGGCCAACAAGGUGUCCUGGGGAGCAUCAAGUACCUCCUGUGUGGUUUGUAGAGGUAGAAGGAGGCCUGGCGAGGCAGGGAGCUGGCUGUGGUGUGUGCCUGGCAUGGCAAAAGGCCCUGGCAGUCAGAUAUGCUUGUGUGGGCAGAGGCAGCACUGGACGUGGUCUGUGUCAGGUGAUGGUGGAGGAUAGGAUUUUUGACUGAGUGCUGAGGGAUGGUUCCUGGAGUCUCUUUUGAUGAGGAUGAGAGCUGCUUCAUUUGUGCUCUCCUCUUCUCCUGCUGUGCUUCCAGCUAUGGCUUUUGUUCUAGGCUAUAACUUCUUUCCCUUUCAUUGCAGCUGCAAUCCCCAAGAAAACUUUUAAUCUGCAUUUUCUUACCUAACCCUGCCUAUCCUGGGAUCAAAGCUGGUGAUAAGAGCAUAGCCCUGUUGUUAUUGUGAGCUCAGCCUUAUUAAAGUAAUAUCCACAGUGUACAGAGCUGUAACCACUAACCUGAACCUCACAGCUCUGUGGUGCAUAUUUGCACAACCUCUUUUCUCUCUGCACCUGCUCACAUCCCUCUCUCUGUGAGUGCCUUUUCUUUGGAGGAUGACAGUAGCAACAGAUUCUUCCACAUCUCUGGCAGCCAGAGCAAGGGCCCAGGCCGAGCCCAUGGCCUCACUUUGGGAGCAAAGCCCCUUGUGUGAUAUCUUUAUGGAUGUCUUGUGGUCAGUGAUGCUGGGAUGUACAACUCUGAUGGACACAGACGGAAGCCUUGGUGCAGAAGGGUUAUGGUGAAAGCAAUCCAGUGGAAGUAUGGAAUAGGCUGCAGCUGUGACAAUGCAUUUGUUAGCUUAGCAAAGGCAGCACCAGCAGGGUUUCAUUGGAUUUGUGUUUUAGUCUCAGUAUCGUGUUUUGUUAACUUCUUCCUCUGCUGAUGGUACACGUCAGGAAAUAGCAGUGUUUGAAACCAUCCUCACCAGUCCUGCUGGUCAUGGGCUCUGGUGGUGUCUCCUGGCCACUUGCUUUGAGCGUGCUCUGCUGGCCCAGCCCUGGGCAGCCCAAAGGGAAAGGAGUUGGUCUCUAGACGGGGUGAGAUACUGCUCUGUUCAACACAGCAUUACCCAGGGCCAGUUUGAACAGCUGCACGUGAGGUGAGGCCUCCCAGCGCUGAGAUCCCUCCCCAGCACUUUGGUGGCAGGCACCUUGCAGAGGGAUCUGGGACUGUCAGUGAGGCAGAGGAGACAACUCACAUUGUGUUUCCAGUAUUUUGGCUCUGCAAGGCCUCUUAAGGAAAAUGAGAUGUUUUGCCCUCAAAGAUACAUCCUCUCAGAGACUCUGCCCUUUUGUCUUCUCUCUCUUCGCUGUGCAGUAGGGUUUAUUCACAGAACCACAGACAGAUUUGGGUUGUACGGGACCUCUAGAAGUUUCUGGUCCAACUGACCUCCUGCUUGCAGCAGAGCUGACUUGAGGCCUUGUUCAGGGCUUUGUCCAGUUGGGUUUUGAGGACCUCCAGGGAGUCCGUGGCCUGUUCCCAGACUGCAGCACUCCUCUGGAGAGUCACCUGCUGUCCUCUCCAUUUGUCUGUAGCUGCUUGUGGGACGUGCCAGAACUUUGUCAGGUGUUCUGAUGCCUUCCUGCAGUAUUUGGGCAACAGGUAGAGAGACGUGAUGACCAUCUGUUUUUUACCACUUCCAGGUCUUUUACUUUUUUUAAUCAUUGUCUUAAUAUCAUUAAGGCACUUUGGAUACACACUGCUCAAGCAUGCUGUACCUCCGAGUACUUUUUGUUGUGCUUCUGAUAGUACUUCCAAAGCUUUUUUACCCACUCACCCCCUUCCCAUGUGUUUAACGCUAUUUUGGCUGUACAAACACCAGGAGAAUUUUCUCUUGGACUUGAGUGGAGUUGGUUCUUGAAGCUGAAUUGCUCUCCAGAUAGCAUUGCUGCUAAGGGUGAACUUAGACUUGUUACUCCUUUCUGUGUUGCAAAGCCUUGGUACUUAGUGCUUGGGGAGGAUCCUGGUCUUACAAGAUGUGGGGGGAUCCAAGCCAUUUCAAAGUGCUGCCAGGAUGGCAUUCUGGAUGGAUGAGGAUGCUCCUGUUGGCUGUCGUAGCAUUUACUGCUCUGGUUAGCAGCAGAUGAUGCCGAGAUUGAGGAAUGUUGUCAGUUAUAUUUGAAGUGUUGCAGGGAGUCUCCUGGUAAACCUAAUUCCAGGCAGUUCUGUGAGAUUUCUGAAAAUUGUCCUUCUUGCACUUUCUUGAAACUGAGGUGAAGUUUCUGGAAUGCAAGCUCAAAAUCCAGUUUGGUCAUUCCUGCCUUUGAGGAAUUUACAGGAGACUCGUGGUUGUGUUUUGCAGCACCAGCUGCUCAGUGCUGAAGGAUUUAGGCUUUCUGGGUUCAGGAUGACUGUGAUACUACAUUUGAGGCCUGCAGCCCUGAGCUUGGGCUCUCGCUGUAGAAAAAUCUAGUGGUGAUCUCUCCUGGCUUUGGGACUAUCAAGAAACAAUUGCUGGAGUCUUGAUGCUGCUGGUGAUGUUCUGGAAAGGCCCUUUUUUGCCCUGUGUACCAGUUCCUGUUUUGUAGACAGUCCCAGUCACACGUGAAGACUGGCCUGAAGGGGAUGUGGUGAAAGAUGCUGCAGUUUGCACUGAUUGAGAACCAAUAAUACAUUUGGAGGUGAGACAACGUUCACCAAACCCUCCCUGCAAAGCACAAGCUGAAGGACUUGACCAGUGGCAUCUGCAGGAGCUGUAGCUGACUUGGAUUCCCAUCUUCUAAAUGGAUUCCAGCGAAUUUUCAGGAUCUUUGGACCCCCUGUCCUUGCCUGACAAACCACUCAUUGGUGAUCUCCCUGCUGACAUGGAGUUUGGUGAAGAUCUCCUGGGCUCCCAAACAGCUUCUACCCAGGAAGCUUCAGUUCUUCAGCCCCCUGGCUGGGAUCAAUCCAAGCAAAUGACUACAGACGAGGACUUGGACCUUGUAAUGAAAGCAGACAGCCUGUCUGAUCUAAAUAAAUCAAAUGACCAUGUUCUAGAUAAACCUGUUGUAUUGGAUAUGCUGGAGAAACCUGAUGUCUUAGAUGACUUGGGUAAAACUUCUGACUUGGUGGAACUAGGUAAACCAGAGGCUCUGGAUGGGCUGUGUAAGGCACAACCUUCCCAGGGCAUGGAACGUGGACCGGCAGACUCCUCUGCCCUGUCUAGAGAAGCCCUUGGUCCAGAAACAGGGAAAGAAGGGGAGGAUGCACCAAAAAAUUGUUCUGGGGAUGUAAAGGAAGAUGGUGCUGCUGCUAUUCCUGCACUGUCUGGUGACAAUGCCCCUGAAUCACCCCAACAACCCGUCUCUGACUCCGGGAACCUCAGCAGUGCCUCAGCCACAGAAGAAACCACAGCACAGUCCUCGAGUCCCACAAUGCCCCCCCCACCCCAACUCAGUCUUAAACAAACAAAAAAGAUGAAGUUGAAGGCACCAAGGAAAAGCUCACCUGUGCAGAGGGAAGGGCUGGCAGGGGAUGCAGAGGUGGAACUGAGCCCAGACAACAGAACUGCAGCUUUGCCCCCUGAGCCUGUGGAGGAAAACCGGGCUGAGGAAGGGGAUGCUAAUGGGAAGGACUCACUUAAAGAAAACAGUGUACUCAAAGCACAGGAAGCCUUACCACCAACAGGAGAAAGCCUGUCUGGGAAGGGAAGCGAGCUGCCAGCUGAGAAGGAGCAGAAAAGAAGCGAACGACCUAGAAGAUCAGAAACUGCCAGGCCUGAAACUGUGAACUCCUCUGAGAGCAUUCCGGUCUCUGACGAGGACUCUGAUGCAAUGGUGGAUGAUCCCAACGACGAGGAUUUCGUUCCUUUCCGUACCCGGCGCUCCACUCGGAUGUCCCUGCGCACUCAGAUGGCGCAGCGAGCCGCCCGCUCCACCUUCACCAAGAUGACGUGUGCCAACUGCCGGACCCCGCUGCAGAAGGGCCAGACUGCCUACCAGCGAAAAGGGCUUCCUCAGCUCUUCUGCUCCAGCUCCUGUCUCACCACCUUCUCAAAAAAACCACCCGGCAAGAAGAUAUGCACCUUCUGCAAAAAGGAGAUCUGGAACACCAAGGACUCUGUGGUUGCCCAGAUUGGUUCAGGUGGCUCUUUCCAUGAGUUCUGCACCUCUGUCUGCCUUUCCCUCUACGAGGCCCAGCAGCACAGACCAGCACCUCAGUCUGCAGAUCCCUCAGACACCAGCCGCUGCAGUGUUUGCCACAAACCUGGCGAGAUCCAGCACGAGGUCAGCAAUGGGAACAUGGUUCACCGCAUCUGCAGUGACGCCUGCUUCACCAAGUUCCGGGCCACCAAGGGGCUGAAAACGAACUGCUGUGACAGCUGUGGACUUUAUAUCUACAACAAGGGCUUGCCCCUGGAGUACCUCUUCCAUGAAGGCCAGCAAAAACGCUUUUGCAACUCUGCAUGUCUCAACAGUUACAAGAAGAAGAACACUCGGGUCUACCCCUGCAUGUGGUGCAAGACGCUGUGCAAGAACUUUGACAUGCUGCCCAACGUGGAUCGCAGUGGCAAGAUGGGCCUGUUCUGCUCCAUUUGCUGUACUACCUCCCACAAAGUGAAGCAGUCAGGCUUAGUUGGUCCCCCUAGACCCUGCAGCUUCUGCAGAAAGAGUUUAUCUGAGCCCUGCUAUUACAACAAGACAGACCGGGUUGUCUACCAGUUCUGCAGCCCCAGCUGCUGGACCAAAUUCCAGCGCACCAGCCCGGAAGGUGGGAUCCACCUCAACUGCCAUUACUGUCACAAUCUUUUCAGCGGGAAGCCGGAGAUCCUAGACUGGCAGGACAAGGUGUAUCAGUUCUGCUGCAAGGACUGCUGUGAGGACUUCAAGCGGCUGCGUGGGGUGGUGUCUCAGUGUGAACACUGCAAACAGGAGAAGCUGCUGCAUGAGAAGAUCCGUUUCUCCGGAGUGGAGAAGAACUUCUGCAGUGAAGGGUGUGUGCUUCUUUACAAACAGGAUUUCACCAAGAACCUGGGCCUGUGCUGCAUCACCUGCACCUACUGUUCUCAGACCUGCCAGCGGGCGGUCACCGAGCAGCUGGAGGGCAGCACCUGGGACUUCUGUAGUGAAGACUGCAAAAGCAAAUACUUGCUCUGGUACUUCAAGGCAGCUCGGUGCCAUGCCUGCAAGCGUCAGGGGAAGCUGCUGGAAACCAUCCACUGGCGGGGGCAAAUCAAACACUUCUGCAACCAGCAGUGUCUGCUGCGAUUUUACAAUCAACAGAACCAGCCCAACCUGGACACGCAGAAGGGGCCCGAGAGCCUGCUGAACAGUCAGACUUCAGAGCCAAAACCAGCUGUCCCUUCCCCACAGAAGGCAGAAACUAACAUGCUGUCAGCAAAGGCCUCCUCAGCCCAAACAUCUCCAGCUGUGCCGCCUCCCGCCCCACCUCUGGUUCCAGCCACCCCUCGGAAAAACAAAGCUGCCAUGUGUAAACCACUGAUGCAGAACCGGGGUGUCUCCUGCAAGUUUGAAAUGAAAUCCAAAGGAUGUCAGACAGAGGCUGACUGGAAGCCCCAGCUGGUUGUGUUGCCAAUCCCCGUCCCGAUCUUCGUGCCUGUGCCUAUGCAUAUGUACUGCCAGAAAGUACCUGUGCCUUUCUCCAUGCCUGUCCCGGUGCCUGUGCCAAUGUUCCUGCCCACCACACUGGAGAGCACAGAGAAGAUUGUGGAGACCAUUGAGGAGCUGAAGGUGAAGAUCCCCUCCAAUCCCCUAGAGGCUGACAUCCUGGCCAUGGCUGAGAUGAUUGCAGAGGCUGAGGAACUGGACAAGGCCUCCUCGGACCUGUGUGAUCUGGUGAGUAACCAGAGUGCAGAGGGUCUCCUGGAGGACUGUGAUCUGUUUGGACCAGCACGGGACGAUGUGUUGGCUAUGGCUGUCAAGAUGGCAAAUGUCCUGGAUGAGCCGGGCCAGGACCUGGAGGCUGACUUCCCUAAGAACCCUCUAGACAUCAACCCCAGUGUGGAUUUCCUCUUUGACUGUGGGCUGGUGGGACCAGAUGAUGUGUCCACAGAGCAAGAUCUGCCUCGAGCUGUCCGGAAGGGGCAGAAGCGCCUGGUGCUCUCUGAAAGCUGUUCCCGGGACUCGAUGAGCAGCCAGCCCAGCUGUACAGUCCUCAACUACUCGUACGGUGUGAAUGCCUGGAAGUCCUGGGUACAGGCCAAGUAUGCAGGGGGAGAGACCAGCAAGGCAGAGGAGCUACGCUUUGGCCCCAAGCCCAUGAGGAUCAAGGAAGACAUCUUGGCCUGCUCAGCAGCUGAGCUCAACUACGGCCUGGCCCAGUUUGUCAAGGAGAUAACCAGGCCCAAUGGGGAGCGCUAUGAACCGGACAGCAUCUAUUACCUCUGCCUUGGCAUCCAGCAGUACCUGCUCGAGAACAAUCGUAUGGUGAAUAUAUUUACAGACCUUUACUACCUGACCUUCGUGCAGGAGCUGAACAAGUCCCUGAGUGGCUGGCAACCCACAAUCUUACCAAACAACACAGUUUUCUCCCGUGUCGAGGAGGAGCACCUCUGGGAGUGCAAACAGCUGGGUGUUUACUCACCCUUCGUGCUUCUCAACACCCUCAUGUUCUUCAACACUAAGUUCUUCGGGCUGCAGACAGCAGAGGAGCACAUGCAGCUCUCCUUCACCAACGUGGUGCGCCAGUCCCGCAAGUGCACCACGGCCCGUGGCAUGACAAAGGUGGUGAGCAUCCGCUACUACGCUCCUGCCAAGCAGAAGAAAAGCCGAGGUGGGUCUGGGGGAACAUCUCUGUUCCUCCCCCUGUGUCCCCCAUCGAGAUCCAGCCAUGAUCCAGCUCUCUCCCCCUCUGCAGAUGGCGGCUCUGGAAAACGGAAGCGUGAGGAGGAGGUACCGAUGCUGGAGCAGCGGGAGAACAGGAUGAAUCCCCUCCGAUGCCCAGUCAAGUUUUAUGAGUUUUAUCUCUCCAAAUGUCCCGAGAGCCUGCGGAACCGCAAUGAUGUGUUCUACCUGCAGCCCGAGCGGUCGUGCAUUGCCGAGUCCCCGCUCUGGUACUCAGUGAUUCCCAUGGACCGCAGCAUGCUGGAGAGCAUGCUGAACCGCAUCCUGGCCGUCAGGGAGAUCUACGAGGAGCACAGUCGGCUCAGCAGCAUGGAGGAUGACAUGGACUAAGGGCGAGGUGCUGCUGGACUGGCUGCUCUCCAGCCCUGGACACCUCCUCUUGCUGCUUCCCAUUGCAGGGCAGAGGCUACGCAGCAUAGGAGGGGAUGGUGCUGCAGCAGUGCUGUCCCUGCAUCAUUACCAGACUUGGACCUCCCAUCCUGCUCGUUUCAGGCAUCCCCUACGUACAUGGCCCCCACACUCAGCUCUGUCUGCAGUUUUGGCUGCUGGGUGAGCCAUCUUCCCCAGGGCCAGUUCCCAUGGCACAGGAGUGGCAGGGUCCCUGGGGCAGCUCCCCUUGCCCAGCACUGUCUCUCCCCUACCCCCAGCCCUGCCACUACCCCUGUCUCCCAGUGCCCCAGGGCAGGAAUUGCACAGGACCAGUGCACCAUCAGACCAGCGGCCCCUGAAGCUUUUACUUCCCUCUUCCUUUAGCAUUCCCUCACAAGGCUGGAGGUAUCAAGGCAGGAACAGUAGCUCUGCUGGUGGGGCAGGACUGUCUUUUUGAACCAGUGGCCGUGGGCCACAAGCAGCCUGAGAGCUGUUGGGUUAGGGGGAGAGCUCUUGUCCCAGGGUGGGAGAGAUUUGGGUUGGUUGCAGGGAGGGGAUGGAGCUCAUGCCAGAACUUGUGGGCAGAGAUCUGGCCUUGCCACAAGGGACACCUCCCUUGUGUGCAGCCAGGAUGCCUCCCUCUCUUUGGUCAGUGUUUCUGGGUCUGCUGAAAACUGAUGGAGAUGGGUCUGGGGCAGUGCUACCCCUCUCUCCCCACUGUUCCCUGUCCUGGUGUAAGGACCCUCCCCUGUGCAAGGUACUGUCAGUGGGAACCUCUACUCCAGCUAGGGGCUUAGGCAUUUGCUGGCAGAAGCAGAGAGCCCUGCCUGGCCUCCCCCUCCCUCCCACAGCCACAGGCUGCCAGUGCCCUGCCCCAGGCAAGUCUGGCUCCAGUUGUGCCACUCCCUGCUGCCUCCUGCCCCUUCUCGUGUUCUGGUUGGUUUUCUUGAGCUGUACAUGGGUCUCCUGUUGAGCCUGUAUAUAUUGUUCUGGGCCCUGGCCUGGGGCCAUCUGUUCUCUGUGUCCAUGUGGAGAGUGAGCUGCUCACCAGUCUUGUUGUAGUGAUGCCAGGGCGGUAGGACUAACCCUGUGUCUCUGGAAACCAUUCAUUUCAAAUAAAGAUGUGGAAAACUU
Corvus hawaiiensis (hawaiian crow) is the source of this 9214-nucleotide messenger RNA. It is a transcript of the gene ZMYM3, whose product is annotated as zinc finger MYM-type containing 3. Bases 3650 to 8041 code for a protein of 1463 amino acids. Gene Ontology annotation, molecular function: zinc ion binding. Lineage: Eukaryota; Metazoa; Chordata; Aves; Passeriformes; Corvidae. The transcript has 24 exons. The record is from RefSeq and is a predicted model, not a curated record.